Molecule: messenger RNA, 6661 nt
Organism: Rhineura floridana
Lineage: Eukaryota; Metazoa; Chordata; Lepidosauria; Squamata; Rhineuridae
Gene: MTR
Product: 5-methyltetrahydrofolate-homocysteine methyltransferase
Exons: 33
Coding region: 90-3905 (1271 amino acids)
Biological process (GO): pteridine-containing compound metabolic process
Molecular function (GO): methionine synthase activity; zinc ion binding; cobalamin binding
Source: RefSeq, a predicted model, not a curated record
CAGGCGCGCUCUCUGCCCUGCCUACGGCCUUUCUAGCCAGCGAAUUGGGGUUCUCCCAUUACGAUAUUGCAAAGCGAGCGCUGAACAGAAUGUCGCCUACGAUCCACGAGUUGGCUGAGCAGCCUAGUAGCCAGCAGUCGAACGCUACCAAGAAAAACCUGAAAGAUGAAAUUGAAUUGGUUUUGCGGGAACGCAUUAUGGUUUUGGAUGGAGGCAUGGGAACCAUGAUCCAGCAAUGUAACUUGACAGAAGAAGAAUUUCGAAGUCAAGAAUUUAAGGAUCAUCUGAAACCACUAAAGGGAAAUAAUGACUUGUUGAGCAUAACUCAGCCUGACAUAAUCUACAAAAUUCACAAGGAAUACUUGUUGUCUGGCGCUGAUAUCAUUGAAACAAACACAUUCAGCAGCACCAGAACAGCACAAACUGACUAUGGCCUUGAACAUCUGGCGUAUCGGUUAAACAAAGUGUCAGCACAGAUAGCCCAAAAAGCUGCUGCUGAUGUCACUGCUGAAACAGGAAAGAAAAGAUACGUUGCUGGUGCAAUGGGACCCACAAACAAGACCCUUUCUGUCUCCCCUUCGGUGGAAAAGCCAGAUUACAGGAAUGUCACUUUUGAUGAACUAGUGGAAGCGUACACAGAACAAGCCAAAGGACUUCUUGAUGGUGGAGCAGAUAUAAUGUUAGUUGAAACCAUAUUUGAUACAGCCAAUGCCAAGGCAGCUCUCUUUGCUCUCCAAAAGUUGUUUGAAGAAGAGUAUGAUCCUAGACCAUUGUUUGUAUCGGGAACCAUUGUUGAUAAAAGUGGUCGUACUCUCUCUGGCCAGACUGGGGAAGCGUUUGUCAUCAGCAUAUCUCAUAGUGAGCCACUUUGCGUUGGAUUAAACUGUGCCUUGGGGGCAGUGGAAAUGAGACCCUUCAUUGAAACUAUUGGGAAGUGUACAGCAGCCUACAUCAUUUGUUAUCCCAAUGCAGGUCUUCCUAACACCUUUGGUGGUUAUGAUGAAACCCCUGAAGUGACUGCCAAGCACGUAAAGAAUUUUGCCUUAGAUGGUUUGGUGAACAUAGUUGGUGGCUGCUGUGGAACCACUCCAGCACAUAUCCGGGAGAUAGCUGAAGCCGUAAAGGCAUGCAAGCCUCGCAUCCCCACCUCCUCCUUUUCAGAAGGUGACAUGUUGCUGUCAGGUCUGGAACCCUUCAGGAUUGGGCAGUACACCAACUUUGUUAACAUUGGUGAACGCUGCAAUGUUGCAGGGUCAAGAAGGUUUGCCAAACUCAUCAUGGCUGGCAAUUAUGAAGAAGCACUGAGUGUAGCCAAGGCCCAAGUUGAAAUGGGAGCUCAGAUUUUGGAUAUCAAUAUGGAUGAUGGAAUGCUAGAUGGGCCAAGCGCUAUGGCCAGAUUCUGCAACUUCAUUGCUUCAGAACCUGACAUUGCGAAGGUGCCGCUCUGUAUUGACUCUUCAAAUUUCGCAGUGAUAGAGGCUGGGUUGAAGUGCUGUCAAGGAAAAUGCAUAGUGAACAGCAUUAGUCUGAAGGAAGGCGAAGAUGACUUCCUUACAAAAGCAAGAAACAUAAAAAGAUAUGGAGCGGCUGUGGUGGUUAUGGCCUUUGAUGAAGUAGGUCAGGCCACCGAAUCUGCUGAAAAAAUUUCAAUCUGCAGCAGAGCCUACCAUCUCCUGGCGAACAAAGUGGGCUUUAAUCCGAAUGAUAUCAUUUUUGAUCCCAACAUUCUGACCAUAGGUACUGGAAUGGACGAACACAAUCUGUAUGCAGUUAACUUUAUCAAUGCAACUAAAGCCAUAAAAGAAACUCUGCCUGGAGCCAAAAUAAGCGGAGGCCUUUCCAAUCUGUCUUUUUCCUUUCGGGGAAUGGAGGCUAUUCGAGAAGCAAUGCACGGAGUUUUUCUUUACCAUGCCAUUAAGUAUGGAAUGGACAUGGGGAUUGUGAAUGCAGGAAAUCUGCCAGUGUAUGAUGAUAUCCAUAAGGAGCUUUUGCUGUUGUGUGAAGAUUUGAUUUGGAAUAAGGACCCAGAUGCGACAGAGAAACUUCUGCGUUAUGCACAGACUCAUGCUCAAGGAGGAAAGAAAGUGGUGCAGACUGAUGAAUGGAGAAAUGGAUCUACAGAAGAAAGACUGGAGUAUGCCCUUGUCAAGGGUGUUGAGAAAUAUGUGAUUGAGGACACAGAGGAGGUGAGAUUAAACAAAGAAAAGUAUCCCAGACCUCUCAAUAUAAUUGAGGGUCCUCUAAUGAAUGGCAUGAAAACAGUAGGUGAUCUUUUUGGAGCUGGCAAGAUGUUUCUUCCACAGGUGAUCAAAUCCGCUCGUGUUAUGAAGAAGGCUGUUGGUCAUCUGAUUCCCUUCAUGGAAAAGGAAAGAGAGGAAAUGCGUGCAUUGUCGGGUUCCGUAGAAGAAGAGGAUCCUUAUCAUGGCACGAUUGUGUUAGCUACAGUGAAAGGUGAUGUACAUGACAUUGGCAAGAACAUUGUGGGAGUUGUUCUGGGCUGCAAUAAUUUCAGAGUUAUUGAUUUGGGAGUCAUGACACCAUGUGACAAGAUACUCAGAGCUGCUCUUGAGAACAAAGCAGAUAUCAUUGGUCUGUCUGGUCUCAUCACACCCUCUUUGGAUGAGAUGAUUUUUGUUGCCAAAGAGAUGGAGAGAUUAGAAAUCAAGAUUCCUUUGCUGAUUGGAGGAGCAACUACUUCCAAAACACAUACAGCAGUAAAAAUUGCUCCACGAUAUACCGCUCCUGUUGUUCACGUCCUGGAUGCUUCAAAGAGUGUGGUGGUUUGCUCUCAGCUUUUAGAUGAGAAUCUAAAGGAUGACUUCUUUGAAGAAAUACAAGAGGAAUAUGAAGACCUUAGACAGGACCACUAUGAUUCUCUCAAGGAAAGGAAAUAUUUAUCUCUAGAGCAAGCGAGGAACAGAGGAUUUUAUUAUAAUUGGCUAACGGCAUCUAAACCAGUUAAACCACUAUUCCUUGGCACUAGAGUCUUUGAAGAUUAUGAUGUGCAGAAGCUGGUGGAAUACAUUGACUGGAAGCCUUUUUUUGAUGUCUGGCAGCUUAGAGGCAAAUACCCCAACCGGGGAUUUCCUAAAAUCUUCAAUGAUAAAGCAGUGGGAGAAGAGGCAAAAAAAGUCUAUAAUGAUGCUCAGAACUUGCUGAAAACUUUGAUUAUCCAAAACAAAUUUAAAGCUAAAGGUCUGGUUGGAUUUUGGCCAGCUCAGAGUAUUCAAGAUGACAUUUAUUUAUAUGCCACAGAAGAGGAAUUACAGUCUUCAGAACCAAUAGCUAAAUUUUGUGGGUUAAGGCAACAGGCUGAGAAAGACUCUUCUUCUACAGAUCCCUAUUACUGCUUCUCUGAUUUUAUAUCCCCUCUGGAGUCUGGUAUUCCUGAUUAUUUGGGUAUAUUUGCUGUGGCAUGUUUUGGAGUAGGUGAACUAUGCAAGGAAUAUGAGAAACAGUCAGAUGAUUACAAUAUUAUAAUGGUGAAAGCACUGGGAGAUCGGUUAGCAGAGGCGUUUGCAGAGGAACUUCACGAAAGGGUCCGGAAAGAAUUUUGGGCUUACUCUGAAAAUGAACAGCUGGAAUUUUCAGACCUGCGUAGGAUUAGAUAUGAUGGUAUUCGUCCAGCUCCUGGGUAUCCAUGUCAGCCUGACCACACUGAAAAAUGCACCAUGUGGAGACUUGCAAACAUUGAAGAGGCAACAGGUAUUCAGCUAACAGAAUCCUUAGCGAUGAUACCUGCUUCCUCAGUAUCAGGUCUCUACUUUUCCAAUCCUGAAUCCAAAUACUUUGCUGUUGGGAAAAUAUUGAAAGAUCAGGUUGAAGAUUAUGCCCUAAGGAAAGGCAUGCCUAUGGCAGAAGUUGAAAAAUGGCUGGGGCCCAUUCUUGGAUAUGAUCCAGAAUAACUGUAUGUUUAUUGAGGAUGGGGUGGGGAUGGGAUUUUUGUCUUGAAGAAAAGAAUAACCUCAGAACUAGUGCACAAGAAACAGUUGCCAUGUGAAGGCCAUUUUAAUGUCUACCUAUGGCAACACCUCCCACAAUGGCAGUGGAGCAAACCUUUUAAGUUUUUUGUCACCAUAGGAAGUCAAUUAAAGUGGCUAACAUAUGGUGACUAUACAGGUUCACAUGUGUCAUUUUGCUUCUUAUUAAAAGGUCGUUCCAGUUGGUUUUUGGAGCCUAAUCUAAAUGAGAUGAAUAUACAUGAAAUCACAUGUUCCUGACUUGCUAAGUUGUGGGGUGUUUUAAUAGAAAAGUUUAGUAUUUAAAUGUGCCCUUAGUAGAGCGCUAAUGAAAUGCUACGCAAAUCCCAUAACCCAUAAUUAUCUCCUUGUAGGACUAUUGUGACUGGGUUGAGUGUAGCCUUUAUAUUUAUUUGUGUCCACAAGAAUUAAGUUAAGACAAAUAUUUGCACUGAUGUGUCCCACUGACUGGGAAUGUGAAUAUAAUCACAGGACACUUAUCUUUAAUUGGACUGUGUGUAUACAUAUUUGCAAAUAGUCAGAUAUCAGACAGAUAUAAGUGCCGUGAUUCUAAUUUCCCCAAGUAACUCCAAUUUUCAGAAUUCCUAAACACAUUUCCUGAUUGCUCACCUUAGUGCAGCUAUCUGGUAGACCCAGCAGAAAUCAUGUAGUUCUUGGAACUUUUAUAAUUUCUGCUUGUAAGAUAGUUAUAUUCACAGGUAUUUGAGCCUUCUGUUCCAUUAUUACUGAAAAAUGUUCUUUUGUCUGUGUUUUUUAUAUAUAUACCAAUAGCAGCCACAAUGUUAGGCCAUAAAUCUUUAUGUGUUUACUUCUUAAAGUGUGGGAUCACACUAGCUUACCCCACUGCCAUAAUGAGGUCAAUCUCUUGAAAUCUCUAUUGAGUUUUUUGAAGGCCUAUAUGAUUCUUUGGAUUUUCCCCACUGUGGCUCAUCUUUAUUCUGGUGGCAUUGGUUUGAGAGUUUAAAUUAGUAGCUUAUAGUUCCACAGAAGGAUUUCAAGCAUUUUAUCCUGUAGUCUGAGAAUAGCACCCCUUCUUAUUCAAAGAAGCAUAUCAUUCAUAAAUGGGGUUUGAUAGGUUUUGCCUAAGGCCUCAAUAAAGUGAAAGUAAAUGGGUUUACAUUUCUUUAGUCACAAUAAAAAAAAUCUAAUGUUGUUAAAAUUGACAAGUUUCAGUCCCAAGAGCAAUAGAUUAGGCCUGACUCCAGAAAACAAGGUAAACAUGAGACUAAGUCUGACAUUCUGAAAGGUCAAAUAAGUCAUUUCAAGAACAGAGAAAAUGUCAUGGACAAUUCUUAAAACUUUUUCCAGAUGAAUGGAUAUACAGGUAUUUUGCUAGUCAGCAUGUGAUGUGCUGAGCUGAUAAAACAACUCAACACUGCAUGCUAAAAGGUUGUUGGAGGACCCUUGUUUCAUUAUUUGAGCAUCAUGGGAGUUGCUGCAGCAUGGCUUCUUCCCAUACCAUUUGAGUAACAUAGGUAGCCCCUGACCACAUUGGAGAAGCUCAUGAUGUGUCUUAUUACAGUUAAUGCAGAGAUGAGGAACCUUUAGCCCUCCAGGCAUUGCUGGACUAAACUCCCAUCAUCUCUAACCAUUAUUCAUGCUGGUUGGGGACAGAUGGAAGUUGCAGUCCAACGGCACCUGGAGGGCUACAGGUUCUCCACAGCUACACUAGAGUGUUGCCCUUGUUUCCAUGCUGGCAUUGAAUGGAGCUGUAUCAUGAUUUUUUCCCCCUACAUGAUCUUGGACUUCUGAUGUUGCCCAAUUCACUUAGGUAAAAUCAGGUGAUCCCUUUACCAAAUGCCUAUCUCUAACAUGAUUGAGGCCAUCAGUAGGGCAACAUGUGUUAAGGAAACAGAAAUAUGUCUCAAGUAUUCCAUUUGACUAAAACUGCUGAAAGACAAGCGGCAAAGGGUCAGUAAGGUUAUACAAGCUACAUAGACAAACAGUGGUCUGGUUCGCACCUCAUGCUUAGCCAAACCACAGCUUAGUGCAAAUGCAUGGGCUCCCAGAGAAGAGAUCACAGCCAUUUUGCUCCUCUAGGUGUUUUUUACAGAUGCACUGAGCUAAGCCAUGGUAUUGUUUAGCAUGUCAUUGAAACCUGGGCACAUGUUUUCACUCUCCUGACAAACCAUAAGGGAUAAACUAUAGGCAAACCUGGGUUUGGAUGAUAUGCCAAGCCGUGGCUUAGCUCCGUACAGCAGCAGAACGACUGUGAAGGAGGAAAGUAUCUGUGAUCUAAUCUCCCAGAGCCCACACACUAAGCCAUGGUUUAGCCUAAUGUGGUUUGGCUUAGUGUGAUAUGCAAACCAGGCCUAUGAAUGGAAAAUCUGCUGCUUGCUUCCUGAAAGUUUGUUUUGUGUUCCUCAGUUACUCAAUCAGCCUGUACACUAGGCUAGCAAAGCUGCCUUAGGAUGCUAUUGCUUCUGUGAUGCAACUUGCUUAGCAACUGAUAUCAACAAAAACAAGAACUUUGAUUCUUAAACUGUUAAACAAAAUAACAUAUUCAUGGCACUGUGGACCUCAGCAAGAAAUAUGGAAAUGGUUAUUUGAAUAGUCACAGCUUUUGUGUGCUUCAUGUAACAGUCCAUUAUUCUGACUUUCAGAAUGUCUUUUAUUAUAAAUGCAUAUUGAGAUUGAGUUUCAAAAGUUUGCCAUUAAAAUUUGGUUCAAUAUAAGAUAAA